AUCUGCAAGGGGAGCGGUAGCACGUCAGGGCCUGCCUGAGGGGCGUGAUUGGAGGGCGCCUUCGGCAGCCGCCCGCGGCAGAAGCCACUGCCCCAGCUCGCCGCGCGGAGUUGCACGAGGCGGCGGCGGGAGCUGAACUAGCAGGAGGAAUCGCCUCGCCGAGUCGGGCCGGAGCCCUGCAGUGGCUCAGACGCUUGCGGGGACCGCCAGGUUGGCACCUCCGCGCGCCAGGCCAGCCAGGAGCGCUGCACGCACGCGGGCCCGCGGGCUAGGCCACGCUAAGCCGCCGGCGCCAUGGACUUCGUCAUGAAGCAGGCCCUGGGAGGGGCCACCAAGGACAUGGGCAAGAUGCUGGGGGGCGAGGAGGAGAAGGACCCCGACGCGCAGAAGAAGGAGGAGGAGCGGCAGGAGGCGCUGCGGCAGCAGGAGGAGGAGCGCAAGGCCAAGCACGCGCGCAUGGAGGCCGAGCGCGAGAAGGUCCGGCAGCAGAUCCGCGACAAGUAUGGGCUGAAGAAGAAGGAGGAGAAGGAGGCGGAGGAGAAGGCAGCCCUGGAGCAGCCCUGCGAGGGGAGCCUGACCCGGCCCAAGAAGGCCAUCCCUGCGGGCUGCGGUGAUGAGGAGGAGGAGGAGGAGGAGAGCAUCCUGGACACGGUGCUCAAAUACCUGCCUGGGCCGCUGCAGGACAUGUUCAAGAAGUAACCGGCCCUCCUGCCCC
Messenger RNA from Propithecus coquereli (Coquerel's sifaka), 715 nucleotides. RefSeq names its product complexin 2 (gene CPLX2). The record is from RefSeq and is a predicted model, not a curated record. Bases 295 to 699 code for a protein of 134 amino acids. Gene Ontology annotation, biological process: synaptic vesicle exocytosis; neurotransmitter transport; regulation of neurotransmitter secretion. The transcript has 4 exons. Gene Ontology annotation, cellular component: terminal bouton; SNARE complex. Gene Ontology annotation, molecular function: syntaxin binding. Lineage: Eukaryota; Metazoa; Chordata; Mammalia; Primates; Indriidae.